AGGCAUUCUCCACCAUAAAUAUCCAAUUCAGAACUAAGUCCAAAUCUUCACUCUCUGGAUCUCCUAAAGGUCAGCAAUUUGUCUUCCCCACACGGAGUUUGUCUGCGUUCAAAGCUGUUUCCCUACAGUAAUCUGCUCUGGUUGGAAGUGAACAUGUCUCAAGUUCAGAUUCAGAAUCCUUCUGCUGCCCUUGCAGGGAGCCAAAUAUUGAAUAAAACCCCAGCUCUUUCACAGCCUUUGAGUAUUCCUUCUACUACCAGUUCUUUGCCCUCUGAAAAUGCAGGCAGACCUAUCCAAAACUCUGCUUUGCCCUCUGCUUCAGUUACAUCCACCAAUGCAGCUGCAGCUCCUUCAAACAUGGCAAACCCCAAAGAGAAAACCCCCAUGUGUCUUGUGAAUGAGUUAGCCCGUUUCAACAAGAUUCAGCCCGAGUAUAAGCUUUUGAGUGAGCAAGGUCCAGCUCACUCCAAGGUGUUUACAGUGCAGCUGACUCUUGGGGACCAGCACUGGGAAGCUGAAGGAACUAGUAUUAAAAAAGCGCAACACGCAGCAGCUGCCAAAGCUUUGGAAGGGACAAAAUUCCCCAAGCCUACGGCUCGUCCCUCCCGUAGUGAAGGCAAGAAUCCAGACAGUGUAACCCCCACAGUGGAGUUGAAUGCCCUGUGCAUGAAGCUGGGGAAGAAGCCCAUGUACAAGCCCAUCGAUCCGUACACGGGGAUGAGAUCCACCUACAACUACACCAUGCGGGGUGGCACCUACCCCCCACGGUACUUUUACCCUUUUCCUGUCGGGCCCUUACUUUAUCAAGUGGAGCUUUCAAUUGGAGGGCAGCAGUUUCAUGGGAAAGGAAGAACAAGACAAGCUGCUAAACAUGAUGCAGCUGCUAAAGCACUGAAAGUUCUGCAGAAUGAGCCCUUGCCUGAGAAACCAGAGGUUAACGGAAAAGAACCAGAUGAUGAAAAUCUCAAUAAAUCUGAAAUAAGCCAAGUUUUUGAGAUUGCACUUAAAAGGAACUUGCCUGUGAAUUUUGAGUUUUUCCCUCUGAAACAGGUGACCAAGGAAAGUGGUCCUCCCCAUAUGAAGAGUUUUGUAACCAAGGUGUCAGUUGGAGAAUUCAUGGGUGAAGGUGAAGGAAAGAGCAAGAAGAUCUCAAAGAAAAAUGCUGCAAUAGCAGUCCUAGAAGAACUGAAAAAAUUGCCACCCCUUCCUACGGUUGAGAAAAUGAAGCCACGAAUCAAAAAGAAAACAAAAUCAAUAGUGAAGCUGCAAACAAGUCCAGAAUAUGGUCAAGGAAUGAAUCCCAUUAGCAGACUUGCCCAGAUACAGCAGGCCAAGAAGGAGAAGGAGCCUGAGUACAUGCUGAUCACAGAACGUGGGCUGCCCCGGCGCAGGGAGUUCGUGAUGCAGGUGAAAGUUGGUGUACACACAGCUGAAGGAAUGGGCACAAACAAAAAGGUUGCUAAACGCAAUGCAGCUGAAAAUAUGUUGGAAAUCUUAGGUUUUAAAGUCCCUCAACCUCAACCUCCAAAACCAGCAUUAAAGACAGAAGAGAAGACCCCAGUGAAGAAACCAGGUGAUGGAAGAAAAGUCACCUUCUUUGAGCCGGGCUCUGAAGAGACUCCAGCCAGUAAUAAAGAAGAUGAGUUUCGGAUGCCUUAUCUCAGCCAUCAGCAGCUUCCUGCUGGAAUUCUUCCCAUGGUCCCUGAGGUUGCCCAGGCUGUAGGAGCCAACCAAGGACACCACACCAAAGAGUUCAGCCGGGCAGCUCCCAACCCUGCCAAGGCGACGGUGACGGCGAUGAUCGCCCGGGAGCUGCUCUACGGGGGCACCUCUCCCACUGCCGAGACCAUAUUGAAGAGCAGCAACUCCUCAGGCCACGUCCCCCACGGACCCCUGACCAGGCCCUCCGAGCAGCUGGACUAUCUCUCCAACGUUCAAGGAAUCCAGGUUGAAUAUAAAGACUUUCCAAAAAAUAACAAGAACGAGUUUGUAUCUCUUAUAAACUGUUCCUCUCAGCCACCACUGAUCAGCCAUGGGAUUGGAAAGGAUGUGGAGUCUUGCCAUGACAUGGCUGCACUGAAUAUUUUAAAGUUGCUGUCUGAGUUGGACCAACAAACCACAGAGAUGCCAAGGACAGGAAAUGGACCAAUGUCUGUAUGUGUGAAACAAGAAAUGGAAAGUGACCCUCUCCUCAAACCGGCGAGCGCAAACCCUUUGGGACAAACACUGGACAGCACUGCCUGAAACAGGCUCUUGACUGAACCCAAACCUGAAAGCACCAGAGAAAAUCAAAUGCUUCCUCUUAAUGUAACCUAACUGUUAGAGUGCUACAGUCUCUACAACCUACUGUAGUGUCUAAAUCAUAACUGUUGCUUUUUCUUCAAACAGUGAUACAUUUUUAGUUUCAUUAUGUUGUUUUGAUUGAAAUGACACUAUAAAUUUUUCAUUUAAAAGUUUCUUAAUUGUAUCUAGGACAAUAGCACAGUUUAGAAACUUUGUCUUCUGAGACUGACAUGUUACCUGUGAACUAACUUGGGAAGAUCAUAUCCAUGUAUGUGGUUAUUUUGGUUUUAUUGGAAUAGCAGCGUUUCACUGGAAACAGGCUGUGUCCCACCAUUUUAAAAAGUCCCAUAUUUUCGCAAACCAACCUUAAUUAUCCAAUGGUUGAGUUAAUUAAAACACUUUAGGAAUUUUAAACUUGGUUUGAUCAUUUUUGGUUUAAUUUCUAGUUUUCUUGAGUGUGGGGUAGGGGAACUCGAAUGCAACGUGACUUUCAGUGAUCUCUGAGCUGUGUUUUAGGGGACUGUGCGUUGGUGGCUCACAGCUCCUACAGUACAGGAUAUGAUCUCAAUGUAGUGCAUAUAAAAACCGCAGAUUGAUUUUCCUUGAGUGCUUUAUACUGUUUAAUUACAUCUCCAUGUAGGGCUGAAAAAAAUUACCUAUGUUUAUAUAUAACUGUGUUGCUUUUGAUGUUGUGUUCCUGCGCACGGAGGGUGCGCGAUGAGGUUUGCCUUGGUCCAGGUACAGCACGAUAGCCGCGCGAGUUCAGUACUGCUUCCGUUCAUUGUUUACGCUGGAAUUUUUUCUCCCCAUGGAAUGUAAGUAAAAACGUAGUGUUUGUCACAAAUAAAUGGUAAUACUAAAUUUU
This is a messenger RNA of Manacus vitellinus (golden-collared manakin), 3148 nucleotides long. RefSeq names its product staufen double-stranded RNA binding protein 1 (gene STAU1). The coding region runs from base 154 to 2244 and encodes 696 amino acids. The transcript has 15 exons. NCBI's taxonomy places the organism in Eukaryota, Metazoa, Chordata, Aves, Passeriformes, Pipridae. The record is from RefSeq and is a predicted model, not a curated record.